UUCUCUGUUUCUCCCAAUGGCUAAGUUUCCUUCUUCUCGUUUAGUUCUCCUCCUCUUUGUCUCCUCUCUCAUCUUCUUCUUCGCUGCAACAGUUUCUUCAGCUUCUGAUGUUUCUUCAAACGAUGAAUCGGAAGAUCUGAUGAUCCGUCAAGUUGUGCCGAACGAAGAUGAUCUUCAGUUGGACGUCGAGAGCCACUUUAUUAGCUUCAAGAGGAGGUUCCGUAAGACUUACGCUACUCCGGAAGAACACGCUUACAGGUUGGGUGUCUUCAAUGCUAACUUGCGACGUGCGAGACGUCACCAGAAGAUUGAUCCUACCGCCGUCCACGGCAUCACUCAGUUCUCCGAUUUGACACCUAAGGAAUUCCGCCGGAAUCAUCUCGGCUUGAAGCGUCUCAGACUACCUUCUGAUGCUCAGAAGGCUCCCCUCCUCCCCACCAACGAUCUUCCCACCGACUUCGAUUGGAGAGACCAUGGUGCCGUUACUGCCGUUAAGAACCAGGGUUCUUGUGGAUCUUGUUGGUCUUUCAGCACCACCGGAGCCUUGGAAGGGGCUAAUUUUCUCGCUACGGGAAAUCUUGUUAGCCUCAGCGAGCAACAGCUUGUGGAUUGCGAUCAUGAGUGUGACCCAGAGGAAGCAGGUGCAUGUGACUCAGGCUGCAAUGGGGGGCUAAUGAACAGUGCUUUUGAAUAUACACUGAAAGCUGGAGGGCUUGUGCGAGAGGAAGAUUAUCCGUAUACUGGGACUGAUGGUACCUGCAAAUUUGACAAUACCAAGGUUGCUGCUAAAGUGGCUAACUUCAGUGUUGUCUCCCUUGACGAGGAUCAGAUUGCAGCAAAUCUUGUCAAAAAUGGUCCACUUGCAGUGGCGAUCAACGCAGUAUUCAUGCAGACUUACAUAGGGGGAGUUUCAUGCCCGUAUAUAUGCAUGAGGCGAUUGGAUCAUGGGGUGCUUCUGGUGGGUUAUGGUGCUGAAGGUUAUUCUCCCAUUCGCUUGAAGAACAAACCAUACUGGAUCAUAAAGAACUCUUGGGGUGAAAGCUGGGGAGAGAAUGGUUACUACAAAAUCUGUAGGGGUCGCAAUGUCUGUGGUGUGGACUCCAUGGUCUCAACUGUGGCCGCUGCCCAGAUCUCUCAAGAGUAGAUUCUUGAUUACAUAGUGGGUUUCCUGUACAGAAGAGUUAUCACGUAUAUUGUGACAUAAGCUUCAUAAGUUUAUCUUACUUUCAAAGCCCACGAACCUGUAUGUUAUAGGAAUUGUGCUUAUGAAGAAGUUUCCUAUGAAAUCUGUUAUUGUGUGGUCUGCACAAUGCUUCAAUGGAUUUAUUACCUUUUCUUGUCAUUA
Telopea speciosissima is the source of this 1345-nucleotide messenger RNA. RefSeq names its product cysteine protease RD19A-like. Gene Ontology annotation, cellular component: lysosome. The record is from RefSeq and is a predicted model, not a curated record. The transcript has 4 exons. Gene Ontology annotation, molecular function: cysteine-type endopeptidase activity. The coding region runs from base 17 to 1144 and encodes 375 amino acids. NCBI's taxonomy places the organism in Eukaryota, Viridiplantae, Streptophyta, Magnoliopsida, Proteales, Proteaceae.